AUGGCUUCAGCUCCAACAUUUGCUCCACCCAAUAAGGAGACAACUAAUUACGCCAGAUUAUGUCGCCUUUUAGUGGAUGGAGGAACCAAGGUUUUGAGAUACACCUUUGACAAGUUCCACUCCCCAGCAAACCUGUUUAAUGUUUUGAAGGCUGGUUCUGCAGAACAUUCAACUCUGCAGUCCAUCAGAAAAAGGAAAAUCAUCAAUGCCACACAGUGGGGUAAACUGUAUCCCUCUCCUCCUUCGUCUGUAACAUCAGAACACUUUGACAUCACGUUAUUGAUGGUGCUUCUAAGGAACAUCUGUGGUCUGCCUGCUCCUGCCACAGGCUGGGACGGUCUGCCACCUGCUUCAGACACGAGUGUUGAGGCUAACAUUGCCAGAGUGAAGCACUAUAGAAACUCGGUCUAUGGGCAUGCCAGCCAGGCGUCUGUGGACGAUCCAACAUUUAAUUCUUUGUGGCAGGAUAUAAGUGCCGCACUAGUUUCACUGGGUGUAGAUGCAGCUGCUGUCACUAAACUAAAAACUGAGGCUAUGGAUCCAGACACGGAGACGCAUUACCGAGAGCUGUUAAAGGAAUGGAAGAAAGACGAAGAUAGCAUUAAGGACCAACUUGACAGAAUGGAAGGUAUUAUAAGUAGUNCUGCCUGCUCCUGCCACAGGCUGGGACGGUCUGCCACCUGCUUCAGACACGAGUGUUGAGGCUAACAUUGCCAGAGUGAAGCACUAUAGAAACUCGGUCUAUGGGCAUGCCAGCCAGGCGUCUGUGGACGAUCCAACAUUUAAUUCUUUGUGGCAGGAUAUAAGUGCCGCACUAGUUUCACUGGGUGUAGAUGCAGCUGCUGUCACUAAACUAAAAACUGAGGCUAUGGAUCCAGACACGGAGACGCAUUACCGAGAGCUGUUAAAGGAAUGGAAGAAAGACGAAGAUAGCAUUAAGGACCAACUUGACAGAAUGGAAGGUAUUAUAAGUAGUGUCUUAAAUGAAUAAGUGUCUUCUUUCUAAGCUUAAAUGUACUGAACGAUGGGCUUUAGGUGGAGAUGAAAACUUCGAACUGGACAAAAAUAACUUUCCAACUACAAAGGAAGCUUUUCAUAACUACAGUAGAACCUGGAAAACUCGAACUCGGAUAACUCAAAUUCCCCGGUAACUCGAAAUAUUUUUCGUUUCCCUUCAGAGUUCGAGUUACCGGGGUUGUAUUGUAUAAACUGACAUCGAAAGGACUAUUUAUAAGCAGGUUAUAAGUAGGUUUCAUUUAACGUCUGAUGAUGUAAAGUGAUGUAAACUUUACACGGAAGGCAACAGAAGUAAGACUUUUUAGCGUUUAGAAGUAAGGAUAUAUUUCUGUUUAGAUUUAAUCAGAGAACAGAUGAGAGGGAGUGAAAUGGAAAGUAUUAGCGAGAAGAUAACAGAGGAAGGAGGUCAGUUCCCAAUGUUAAUUCUUGACUUCAUAACUUGGACACUCUUUAAUUUGAUUACUGUUUAUUGUGAUAAGGUACUCGCCAUUCUAUCAGCAUUACGUAUAUGAUCGGGUAUAUGGAGAAGACGGCCACUUCAACUGAUAUAAUCUAAACUUCUUCUCAAUUAAAGAUGUUGAUGAACAUCUUAUUUUGCUUAGUGUAUUCUUCCCCUGACAGAUAGAACAAGAGAAGACCUAAAGAGAAUAAAAAACAAGAUAGAAAACAUCAAUAAAAACUUAAAGACUUUAAUGGAAUCUCCGACCCGCGAGGAAGGUCAGUUUCCCCACACUGUAGCUCGCUGCUUAGGACUAGUAUUGCUGACUGAUCAGUGACUAUUUGUCUGUAUCACUCUUGGGCACCACAAAAACAAUUCCGCACCCAUAAGCGAAUUUCUCCAAAAGAGCCCACAGUGCUGCAAUUUAUCCAUUUGCCUUUGCUGAUUCUCUCAGCAAGUGAAAUGAGAGAUUACAUACCUUGAACUAGAUGGAAACGCCCUGGCGGCCAUCUUGGUUUCAAAUGUAGCAAGGGGUAGCUCAUUUUUCUUUUAGUUUGUAGCAAGUGUUUUUGUUUGCAGCAGUAUUUAUAUUUGCUGUAUAUCGCUUGUGCGUCACCGGGUAGUUACUCUCCCCAGAUGAAAAAGAGAUGCAGCCUUUCAAACCCAGCAAGCAUGCGAGAAAAUAACCUAACAUUUUAGUAGGAAGAUGAUCGUAACCACUAAUAUAAUUGCCCUGCUUCUCACAAUUUCAAGAGGCCUGGUAAGACUGCAGGCUGCCUUUAAAUAAAAAGAGGGCCUUUGUCAUGUUUCAUGUCGUUAUUGAAGGGACCCCUCACAACAGCUGCAGUCUGGCAUGUUGUACCCUUGUUUUUAACGGUGUGUUUUGGCCAGGAGAGAUACUAAUCGAUAAAGCUACGUUUUCGUUUGCAAAUCGCCUUCUCCCAGCAUGGUUAUACAGGUAGUUCUAUUCAUUUAUUUUACGGACUUGGAAAGAAGUAAACCAAACUGGUUUCGACAAAUAUCGACAACAAAGUUUGGUUCUCAUUUAUUCUCAACAGUCGAUUUGGUUGCCGAGCAUAUUGAAAUCAUUCGCCAGAAGUACAAACGACAUGAGGGAUGGCUCGCGCCCUUUCCUUGGUGCGAAGAAUUUCAGUUUCAACUAAGCGAUAUUUAUACACGGCUUCGUAUGGUCAGCAGAGAGAAAAAAGCGAGAGCAACAGCGCAGCAACGAGUUGUUGCAACGACUGAAAUCUUCAAACCCCACGAAGAAUGCAAACAACCCAGAAAAGUAUUGAUUGAAGGAAAGCCAGGUAUGGGAAAGACGACAUACUGCAAUAAGGUUACUUACGACUGGGCUAUAAACAUAAAAAACAAAGAAGAUGGCUUUCCGGAAUUUGAGAUGGUGCUUUUGGUGAGAUGCCGUGAUGUCGACAUCGAUUCCGACCUUUGGGGAGCCAUUGACGAUCAGCUUUUGCCAGGUGAAACUCUCCAAAAUGAAAGAGAGAAAUUCUUCGAGUUUAUUAGGCAAAAUCAAUCAAAGGUUCUACUGAUACUUGACGGAUUGGACGAGUUACCCUUGAGCAAACUGCCGGAGUUUACCGAAAUCAUACAAGGUAAAAUGCUUCCUCUAUGUUCCCUUGUGGUUACAGCGCGACACGAGGCUGGCAUACCUGUGCGAAAAAUUUGUGACACUCUGCUAGAGAUUAAAGGUUUCAGUUUUGAAGAUAGCAAAGAAUUUAUUCACAAAUAUUUUGCUGGCAAGAAAGAUUUGGCUGAAAAGCUCUUGGACAAAAUUAAAAAUGAGGAAAGGCUUAAAGAAAUGACGGGGAACCCGUUAAACACAGCACUGCUUUGCCUUCUUUGUGAAGAAUUUCAAGGUAUUUUACCUGAAAGCACAACUCAGUUGUACUUGGAAAUAGCACACUGUGUUCUUAUUAGAUACAGGAAAAAGAAAGGUCUUCCAGUCGAAAAUGAGGAUCUGAUUGAAAUCUACAAUGAUCAGUUGAAAUUCCUUGGCUCGAUAGCGUUAAACGGUCUGUAUGAUGACAACAUGUACUUUGAGGACAAAAGGCUUUCAAGUGAAAAUGCCGACGUACCUGAAUUUGGCUUUCUGUCAGCUCAACCUGGAAGCAGCAAACGAAGGCCGUGUCUGUGCUACGGCUUUACGCAUAAGAGUUUUCAAGAAUUCUUCGCAGGAUAUCAUCUUUGUUACCAGCUUGUUAGCAAAGACAUCAGUCCCUAUGUAUUAGUCACUGACACAAGAUAUUUCCGAGAGUUGAGAGAGGUAUUAAAAUUUACCUGUGGUCUGCUAGCAGUGAGAUCUGAAGAAAGUGCAGUAUCCCUUAUCCUCUGCAUAGCGAAUGAGGUAAACGAAAAAAAGGGGAGAGAAUGUUUACCUGUUGCACUGGAGUGCAUAAAAGAAUGCAAAAUUGAAAACAGCUAUUUUCAUAUAGAACUAGCACAUUACUUUGGCACAUGUCUGGAACUUCAAGAGCUUGAUCUUGCGGAUAAUGAUCUUUAUGAAUUGGAAGGUAUAGGUGAUGCUGAUGCUGCUGUGCUUGCUGUCGCGCUUGAAACAAACACAACCCUGGCAAAUUUGAAUUUGGCUCACAAUAACCUUGGUUUGGCUGGUGCCGAGUCACUUGCUGCAGCGCUUAAAACAAACACAACUCUGACAAAUUUGGAUUUGUCUUGGAAUAACCUUGGUCCUGCUGGUGCAGAGUUACUUGCUACAGCGCUUAAAACAAACACAACUCUCACAAAUUUGAAUUUGUCUCGUAGUAAACUUGGUCCUGCUAGUGCUGAGUCACUUGCUAAAGCGCUUAAAACGAACACGACUCUGACAAAUUUGGAUUUGUCUGGCAAUAACCUUGGUCCUGCUAGUGCUGAGUCACUUGCUACAGCGCUUAACAUUAGCUCAACUUUGGCGAAUGUGAAUUUGUCUGACAAUAACGUUGGUCCCACCGUUGCUGAGUCACUUGCUACAGCGCUUAAAACAAACACAAGUCUGACAAAUUUGAAUUUGUCUGUCAAUAACCUUGGUCCUGCCGGUGCUGAGUCACUUUCUACAGCGCUUAAAACAAACACAACUCUGACAAAUUUGGAUUUGUCUGGCAAUAACCUUGGUUUGGCCAGUGCUGAGUCACUUGCUACAGCGCUUAAGACAAACACAACUCUGACAAAUUUGAAUGUGUCUUGGAAUAACCUUGGUCCUGCUGGUGCUGAGUCACUUGUUACAGCGCUUGAAACAAACACAACUCUCACAAAUUUGAAUUUGUCUCGCAAUAAACUUGGUCCUGCUGGUGCUGAGUCACUUGCUAAAGCACUUAAAACGAACACGACUCUGACAAAGUUGGAUUUGUAA
Messenger RNA from Porites evermanni, 4820 nucleotides. NCBI's taxonomy places the organism in Eukaryota, Metazoa, Cnidaria, Anthozoa, Scleractinia, Poritidae. The record is from the annotation of a GenBank genome assembly.